CCUCUCCCUCUCCCCCCCUCCCCCCUCCCCCUCUCUCUCUAUCUGUCUAUCUCUCCCUCUCUCUUCUGAAUGUUGGGAGACCUGGACAAUGUCGUACCCACAGUUCGGAUAUCCCUACACAUCUGCGCCUCAGUUUCUGAUGACCACCAAUCCCCUGACUACGUGCUGUGAGUCAAGUGGCAGAACGCUGACGGAUUCGGGGGCAGCCGCUUCUGCACAAACUCCUGUCUAUUGUCCCGUGUACGAGAGUAGGCUGUUGGCCACCGCCAGGCAUGAGCUGAACUCUGCGGCUGCACUCGGAAUGUAUGGGAGCCCGUAUGCCACGAGCCAGGGAUAUGGCAACUAUGUCACCUAUGGGGCAGAUCCUUCUGCUUUCUAUUCACUGAGUCCAUUUGACACCAAGGAUGCAGCUGGAUCUGCGCAUGCGGGGAUCGCCCAGGCAGCUGCCUAUUACCCAUAUGAUCCUAGCUUGGGACAAUAUCAAUACGACAGGUACGGAGCGGUAGAUCCAGGGGCCAGGCGGAAAAAUGCAACCCGAGAAACCACCAGCACGCUGAAAGCUUGGUUGCAGGAGCACAGAAAGAACCCUUACCCCACCAAAGGGGAGAAGAUCAUGCUGGCCAUCAUCACCAAGAUGACCCUGACCCAGGUCUCCACCUGGUUCGCCAACGCCAGGAGGAGACUCAAGAAGGAGAAUAAAAUGACCUGGUCGCCGAGGAAUAAAUGCACCGAUGACAAAAAACCCUAUGAAGACGAAGAAGACGAAAGUCCAAGCCGUAAGAGUCCGGAAGAUAAACACAAUGAUGAUACCACAUGCAAAGAGGACAAAGAGCUGCAGCUGAGUGACCUCGAUGACUUUGAUGGAAUCGAGACGGAAAGUGACGAGUGUGAGCUGAAAGGCCCGUUUCAACAGAUGGACAGCGGUCAGAUCAAGGUUUCAGAAUGCCAGGCUGACCAGUGCAAGAAGGUCGCUUUAAAGAUACCCUUGCCAACCCCGGGAGAUCGCUAUUCGGAAAAGGUCAAGAACUGUCUUAAGCGAGUGAUGACGAACUCCGAGCAAGACCUGAUGGCAGGAGGACAGAGGGAAUGUGAAUCUAAGUUUUGCUUCCAGCAACAGCAACAGAGUCAGCAGAUGAUGGACAGCAAGCCUCGGAUAUGGUCCCUGGCUCAGACGGCUACUUCGCUGAGCCAAGCUGAGUAUCCAUCUUGCAUGUUGAAACGGCAUCAGCAGGCAAUCUCAUCCUCGCCCCCUUUGACCUCUAUGCCAACCAGCCUGGUGGACAGGCAAGAUUCCCCAGUCACCACCCUGAGGAAUUGGGUGGACGGGGUUUUCCACGACCCUCUAUUCAGACACAGCACUUUAAAUCAGGCACUUACCAACACCACCGUUUCCUGGGCCGCCACUAAAGGUGCUAUAUUGGAUACAGAGGCAAUGGGGCGCUCUUUGGGAACUCCUACAAAUACCAUUAAAGGACAGAUCCCAGGCUUACCCCAACAAGAAAAUAGUAAGGACCUCGUAGCGUUUCCUAAAACAGGGAACAAAAUGUUUUGUUCGUAACAAACCAAAUAAUAUGGACUCGUGCAGUGGGGGCGCUUUUGAUGCACUAAGGAGAGGCAGUCUAUCUUCAGACUUUAACAAGACGUUCUAUUCACAAACCCAGCCCAUCUUUUACUAGACUUUAUCACUGUUUAAAACUUUUCACAAAACAACCGAAGUUAUUUCAAACGCUCUUUAACUCAAUAGUGCUAUGUAGUUUAUUCAAGUUCGUGUUGGAAAGCACACCUAAACGAAAUUAUAGACAUUAUCGGUAAGGUUUACAAAUCCCAGAGUUUACAAAAGUGGGUAGCUUAGGUUGGAGUUCGCAGUCUGCUUGAAAGCAUGCAAAUAUAAUUUCCCGAAAAUCCAUCUUUGACAAAAAAUAUGUAUGCUACUAUCGAGCUCUGCCAAUGGAUCACUAGCAACACUUGUUAGAAGUUUACACCGUUGCACAAUUCUUUAGCUUUAAGAGAUACAAGGAUAUAUGUUAAACAUGUCUGCACUGAAAUAAAUGUGCUCUUUUAGAGGUAUCCAACGAGUGGUGUCUGGUUACAUUAUGGGUGGAUAAAAUGAUUUAAGAAUGAGUUAAAACGAUACCAAUUUUCAAUUUGUAAGUUAUAAACCAUCAGACGGCACUAUUAUUCUCCUUGAAUAUUAAGUAUUAGAUACAAUACUAAGUACCUGGUACCUUAACUUACCUUAACUUAUACCUGGUAUAACAGAAUAGCAUUUCUUCCAGAAAUAUUUUCAGUUUCUCCCCUAGGCAGCUAGUUACUAAUGUGCGGGAAAAAACACCCGCCCCACCCCUAGAAUGUUUCUUCGUCGUGCACUCCAUGUACAAUGAGACAGUCGAUUAUCUUUCAUCUUAAACAAUUAAGUAUACCUUCAUCGACUCUGCAAAAGUUGGAUUAAAGUAAAUGUUCAAGUCAGUAUUUUUGUCAUGGUUCCGAUUGCGGGGAAAAGGGGAAGUCCUAGUUUAUGCGUUCAAACUUCAGAGAUCAAGAUACCAGAGAACGUGUUCAUUACUCUUAGUGGAUCGUGCGUAUAUGUUCAAUUUGGAGAUGAACUUUAAAGAGAAAAAUGAGUUUAAUGCUGAAGAUCCGAGAUGAUGGAAAUAUGAAUGGUAUGCAAAAGCAUUGCAGACAUAUUGGGUUAUCUCAAAGACAUUAAAGAGUGCAUUAAUUUAUCGUACACUUUUAAAACACUUUUAAGCUCUUCUCUACGUUGAAACAAAAGCUAUAGAACUUAACUAUUCAGGUAAAUGUAUUCCAUUAAAUGUAGUUUGCGAACAAAUGCUCUGUUUGUUACCUCCAUUCCCUGUAUUUUGAACCAAGGGAAUAACUGCGCAGUUAGUAACUAUUCACAGAAUAUAAGGUUAUGUUUUUGCAUAAAACACCCAGAAACCAAUUUCUAUUACUUUUUUUUAAACUUGCGAAAUGAAUUAACAAAUCAAGGUGUCAUGAUAAAUGUCGUUCUUAGUGUUCAGCAAUUCUAAAUCACCGCCACAAUACCUCUGUAAGUUCCAGCAACACAGUAUAAAGUGUCUGUAAUUUUAUAAGCAGAUUGAAAUUUUAAUUAAGGCUGCGACCUUACCGUAUGAAAACGCUACACGGCUUUGAAAUCACGAUUUAAGAAAUUGUCUUUUAUUCCUUUCCUGAACUUCAAGUAUGCGGAUUGUAAAUAUGAUACAGCUGGUAUAAAACAAGCGGGCAUUAUGCACAUUAUCCUUAAUAAGGAAAUAAAUUGAAUUUGGCUACUGUAUUUUUAAUUGUUCAUUAAAGUGCAAGAGAGGAAUCGUUUGAAACAUA
Molecule: messenger RNA, 3345 nt
Organism: Amblyraja radiata (thorny skate)
Lineage: Eukaryota; Metazoa; Chordata; Chondrichthyes; Rajiformes; Rajidae
Product: iroquois-class homeodomain protein irx-4
Exons: 5
Coding region: 89-1558 (489 amino acids)
Biological process (GO): regulation of transcription by RNA polymerase II; neuron differentiation; cell development
Cellular component (GO): nucleus
Molecular function (GO): RNA polymerase II cis-regulatory region sequence-specific DNA binding; DNA-binding transcription factor activity, RNA polymerase II-specific
Source: RefSeq, a predicted model, not a curated record